CAGGUGCUGGGAGCAGGGAGAGAGGCCAGGGAGUGGGAGCAGGCACUUCCGAGCCUGUGGGGAAAGAGGGUCUUCCCGGGUAGCUGAGAGUACAGGAAUGCCCAGGUCUGGAGCCUCUGCUGGCUGCAGCUGUGCCAGGAGCCCCGCCAACUUGGUAGGGGGCAGCGCUCCCGCUUGUUUUCUGCCCUGCUGGCUCCAUGGAGGGCGCAGCCCUGGCCGCGCCUCCCCGGAUGCAUCCAGACAGGCUGCGGCUGCCAUCAAUAAUGCUUAUUUAUUAGCGCUGCAGUUUGGUAUGUAUACAAACAAAUGCCCUGAAAUGUAGCUGAAGAAGUUGUCUCUGGGUGGUGGGAUAGGUGAUGAUUUUUUUUCUUUGAUUUUAUAGUACAUGUUAUUUAAAAAUCACUGCCUUACUGAUUAGUUCCACGUAUAAUUUCUGAAGGGGACACUGUAACAGAAAGGUUUAGAGCAGGGGCUAAGCGUCAGGCUGACCUGGUUUUUGGUAGCAGCCUUGAUCCGAUCCAUUGUAUGACCUGACCAUGUUUUACUUUUCUCAGCAUUUGUUUCCUCAUCUGUAAAGUGAGACUCCUUAAACUUAACUCAGAGUUGUCAAGAUUAGAAAUGAUAAUGUAUUAUAAUAGCCUUUAAAAAAUAAAUUUCUUAUUUUGCUUUAAUUCUUGCAAUAAAAACAGUAUCGCACUGUUGCCUGGGCUGGAGUGCCGUGGUGCGAUCUUGGCUCGCUGCAACCUUCACCUCCUAGGUUCAAGUGAUUCUCCUGCCUCAGCCUCCUGAGUAGCUGGGACUACAGGCGCGUGCCACCAUGCCUGGCUAAUUUUUGUAGAGAUGAGGUUUCACCAUGUGGGCCAGCUGGUCUCGAACUCCUGACCUCAGGCGAUCUACCCUCCCCAGCCUCCCAAAGUGCUGGGAUUACAGGCAUGAGCCACCACGUCCAGCCAAAAACAAGUCAACUUUUUUUGCCUUCCAUUGAAUGUAUCAUAACAAAGACAUUCAAGAUGCAAUAGUCAAAACUCAAAUGAAUUUGGAGGCUAAACUAUUAAGUGUAUAAUUACUCUGUGAGUUACAGAUUGAGUGUAAGUUUCACUAAAAUAAAUUGUAAAUGAUAAUAAUGAAAAUGUAAUUUUAAUUUUCUGCCAAGACAAAUAUUGUUUUCAUUCUUGAUAAUCUUCACCUGUCGAACUACCACAAAUGUUACGUUUAUUACCACGUAUAUAACCUUUUGCAAUCUGGGCCACACAAGAGAAUAAACCCUGUCCUUAGGCAUCCGUUGCAUGUAAUGAAUUUGCUUCUCUCUUGUGUGUCUAGAAUGGAACCAGCUUGUGUCAUCUAAUUUCUCAUAUGGAAGAAGUGAGAAAACUGUCACCCAAAACAAAUCACUGUUCUGUGGUUUAGAUGAGGAACCCUGAUUGAGAUGCCUGGCACGUAGAAGGCACUCAAACGGAAACAGUUCCUAUUGUAUUUGUCCUGGAAGUCAGAUAAAAGAGCAGUUGCUUUCCGGAUUUCUUUGUUUGGUAUAAGCAUCUUCGGGAAAAUGUAUUUUCCAGAGUGUGAUCCAGUAAGUGGACAGCUCUGUGGCAAUUUCUUAGGCCCUGUCUUUGGAUCCUGUGCUGUAGGACCACACGCAGCUCCUCCGUUUGUCCUCUUGUAGUGUAAUGGCCCUGUUCCUCCACUGUAGGGCGCCAAGGUACUGCUUCCUAUCUGGGAAGAGUUUUCUGAAUGUUACUGCUUUCCCCUUAACUGUCCGAAGCCUUAUUGUAUCCCAAGCCUUAUUCAGGCCUCACAUUUAAUACUUUGUCACAAAUUGCUUUAUGCUACUGAUCUACUUCUUGCCUGGAAUCCCAUUUGUUUGGGGUUGGUAGAAGGUGUUAUUGGGAAAAUUCAACUUCAUUCAGAUCUUCCAUGGUGGCUUAUUCUAAUUCGGCAGAAAGCAUUGGUGGGCAAACUCCCAGGAGACCAUGAGGUCUGUAAAGUUACCAAAAUUGCUGUGCUCUCACUUUCUGAAAUGGAACCUCAGGAUCUUGAGCUAGAGCUCUGUAAGAAGCAUCAUUUUGGUAUUAACAAACCAGAGAAGAUCAUACCAUCUCCUGAUGACUCAAAGUUUCUACUGAAGACCUUUACGCAUAUUAAAUCCAAUGUGUCUGCUCCUAAUAAAAAGAAAGUUAAGGAAAGUAAAGAGAAGGAGAAGUUGGAGAGGAGAUUACUUGAAGAGUUGCUGAAGAUGUUCAUGGACUCAGAAUCCUUUUAUUAUAGCUUGACCUAUGACCUGACCAAUUCCGUGCAGAGGCAGAGCACUGGGGAGAGGGACGGUCGGCCCCUCUGGCAGAAGGUUGAUGACCGAUUUUUUUGGAAUAAAUACAUGAUACAAGAUCUUACUGAGAUUGGUACUCCAGAUGUGGACUUUUGGAUUAUCCCCAUGAUCCAAGGUUUUGUGCAGAUUGAAGAACUUGUGGUUAAUUAUACCGAAUCAUCUGAUGAUGAGAAAAGCAGCCCAGAGACCCCCCCUCAGGAGUCCACCUGUGUAGAUGAUAUUCACCCACGAUUUCUAGUGGCUCUCAUUUCACGCCGAAGUAGGCACAGAGCAGGAAUGCGCUAUAAACGAAGAGGAGUGGAUAAAAAUGGAAAUGUUGCCAAUUAUGUGGAGACUGAGCAGUUGAUUCAUGUUCAUAAUCAUACCCUGUCAUUUGUUCAAACACGAGGCUCUGUGCCUGUCUUUUGGAGCCAGGUUGGGUAUCGAUAUAACCCAAGACCGCGGCUGGACAGAAGUGAAAAGGAAACUGUUGCCUAUUUCUGUGCCCAUUUCGAAGAACAACUGAACAUUUACAAAAAACAGGUUAUUAUUAACUUGGUAGACCAGGCAGGAAGAGAGAAGAUUAUUGGCGAUGCUUACCUGAAGCAAGUGUUGCUUUUCAACAACUCACACCUCACUUACGUUUCGUUUGACUUCCAUGAGCACUGCCGAGGAAUGAAGUUUGAGAAUGUUCAGACACUAACAGAUGCCAUUUAUGACAUUAUUCUUGAUAUGAAGUGGUGUUGGGUUGAUGAAGCUGGGGUAAUAUGUAAGCAGGAAGGGAUUUUUCGUGUUAAUUGUAUGGACUGCCUGGAUCGCACCAACGUGGUCCAAGCUGCCAUCGCGAGAGUGGUCAUGGAACAGCAGCUGAAAAAAUUAGGUGUGAUGCCCCCGGAACAGCCAUUACCUGUGAAAUGUAAUCGCAUCUACCAGAUAAUGUGGGCCAAUAAUGGUGACUCCAUUAGCAGACAGUAUGCUGGGACAGCUGCUCUGAAGGGUGACUUUACAAGGACAGGAGAAAGGAAGUUAGCAGGAGUUAUGAAAGAUGGAGUGAACUCAGCAAACAGAUAUUACCUCAACCGAUUUAAGGAUGCUUAUAGGCAAGCUGUUAUAGAUUUGAUGCAAGGCAUUCCAGUGACAGAAGAUCUUUAUUCCAUAUUUACCAAGGAGAAAGAACAUGAAGCUUUGCAUAAGGAAAAUCAGAGAAGCCACCAGGAACUAAUUAGCCAGCUCUUACAAAGUUACAUGAAGUUACUACUGCCUGAUGAUGAGAAGUUCCAUGGGGGCUGGGCCCUCAUUGACUGUGACCCUAGCCUCAUUGAUGCUACUCACAGAGACGUGGAUGUGCUGUUACUGCUUUCUAACUCUGCCUACUACGUGGCCUAUUAUGAUGAUGAAGUUGAUAAAGUAAACCAGUAUCAACGACUAAGUCUAGAAAACCUGGAAAAAAUUGAAAUAGGCCCUGAACCCACUCUUUUUGGUAAGCCAAAGUUCUCCUGCAUGCGACUGCACUACAGAUACAAAGAAGCGAGUGGCUAUUUCCACACAUUGCGAGCUGUAAUGCGUAAUCCUGAAGAGGAUGGAAAAGAUACCCUUCAGUGCAUUGCAGAGAUGCUGCAGAUCACCAAGCAAGCCAUGGGAUCGGAUUUACCCAUAAUUGAGAAGAAACUUGAGAGGAAGAGCAGUAAACCUCACGAAGACAUCAUUGGUAUCAGGUCUCAAAACCAAGGUUCUUUGGCCCAGGGAAAGAAUUUUUUAAUGAGCAAAUUUUCAUCUCUAAAUCAAAAAGUGAAGCAGACCAAAUCCAAUGUAAAUAUUGGCAACCUCCGAAAGCUAGGAAACUUUACCAAACCUGAAAUGAAAGUUAACUUUCUAAAACCAAACUUAAAAGUAAAUCUUUGGAAAUCAGAUAGUAGUCUUGAAACUAUGGAAAACACAGGAGUGAUGGAUAAGGUUCAGGCAGAGUCUGAUGGGGACAUGUCUUCAGAUAAUGACUCAUACCACUCUGAUGAAUUCCUUACAAAUUCUAAGUCUGAUGAAGACAGGCAGCUAGCUAACUCAUUAGAGAGUGUAGGGCCAAUAGAUUACGUUCUUCCUAGUUGUGGUAUUAUUGCCUCAGCGCCUCGAUUGGGCAGUCGGUCCCAGUCUCUUAGCAGCACAGAUAGUAGCGUUCAUGCUCCUUCAGAGAUUACUGUUGCUCAUGGGAGUGGGCUUGGAAAAGGCCAGGAGUCUCCUUUGAAGAAAAGUCCUUCUGCUGGCGACGUACACAUAUUGACUGGCUUUGCCAAGCCUAUGGAUAUUUACUGCCACAGAUUUGUGCAAGAUGCACAGAACAAAGUGACCCACCUAUCAGAGACCAGAUCUGUGUCUCAGCAGGCUAGUCAGGAAAGAAAUCAAAUGACCAAUCAAGUUUCAAAUGAAACCCAAUCAGAAUCAACAGAACAGACACCUUCUCGGCCAUCGCAAUUAGAUGUCUCUCUUUCUGCAACAGGCCCACAGUUUUUGUCAGUUGAGCCAGCGCAUUCAGUUGCAUCUCAAAAAACCCCCACCUCCGCUUCCAGCAUGCUUGAACUUGAGACAGGGCUUCAUGUAACUCCUUCUCCUUCAGAGAGCAGUAGCAGCAGAGCAGUCUCUCCCUUUGCCAAGAUUCGAAGUUCCAUGGUCCAGGUUGCUAGUAUUACCCAAGCUGGAUUAACCCAUGGGAUAAACUUUGCAGUGUCAAAAGUUCAGAAGAGUCCUCCAGAACCUGAAAUCAUUAAUCAAGUCCAGCAAAAUGAACUUAAAAAGAUGUUUAUACAAUGCCAGACACGGAUAAUUCAGAUUUAGCUUUUAGCCAUAAGAAUCCUUCCAUGGCUUUUAUUUAAAAAUAUGAAAUUUUCACCUCUUGGGGUAUUUUAAUUGUACUGUCUGAACCCAGGGAUCACAAAUUCUGUUCAUUGGAAAGGGUUUUAAACGGAGUCGGAACCUGAGUAGAUUUCCAAAUUUUACAGCCAGGACUACAGAAGUGCAUCAUUCUAGAAUGUGUAGACCUGAGUAGCUUAUACACUACAGAGCACUUUGCUUAUUUGAAAGUAAUUCAGCAACAGGUCACUUUGGGAUAUAACCUGAACCUUUUUUUGGAGUGGGGUGGGUAGACUACAGUAGACACAAGGGCUGGACAUGCAGAUGCUUAGGGGAUUAGCGUUUUUCAUAAUUUGUUCUGUUUGUCAGUUCAUUCCUGUGUGUUCUUACCUCUACAAAGUAAAUUACACAUUUAGUUUUUAGUGACUUUAACAUGUUACUGAAGCAUUUGAAUAUAAAGCUAUUUUAGUUUUGAUGGCUUAACUGUUCCCUGAGGAGUUGAGGGUUAUUGACACUAGAGAAAUGAAUUCUCAUUUGAUCCUAAUUUUCCCCGUAUUCUACUUGAACACAUUAAAAAUACUCUGCUGCCUAUACAAUGUAAACCUAGGAGCAUUAAGACUUGUCACACAGUAAACCUGAUACAUCAGAGGUGAAUACCAGCACCUAUUAGGUUUCAUUUUGCUGUUUUCAGGAAUGUAAGAACACCCAUAUUGGCUACUGGAAAUUCUAGAAGUCAGUCAGGUUUUAAUUUAUUCCAGGAGGGGCAUCCUCGACAUCUUAUGUAGAUGAUCCACAACUUCAAAAUUUAGUCUGGGCCUAGUGCAGUGGCUCACACCUAUAAUCCCAACACUUUGGGAGGCCAGGAGUUUUGAGACCAGCCUGGGAAACAUCUGUCUCUACAAAAAAAUACAAAAAUUAGCUGGGCAUAGUGGUGCAUGCCUGUGUUUCUAGCUACGCAGGAGGAUUGCUUGAGCCCAUGAGAUUGAGGCUGCAGUGAGCUGUGAUCGUGCCACUGACCUCCAGCCUGGGGGACAGAGCAAGACCGUGUCUCAAAAACAAUUUAGUCUGAAACACAAUUGUGCUGAAUCUGUCUGACUAUAACUCUGACCACACAGAACCAGGGCUGCCCCUGUAAUCCCCACAGUAAGAAAGUUGUAUGGCAUAUUCCAACAAGUAUUGGUUCGUCUGGUGUCUUUAGAGCUUUACUCUGUUGAAGUGACUGAUUCUCAACUGAACAUUAUGUCGUUACUUUGAUAAGCAUUCCACUUUUGUUAUUUAUUAGUGCUAUCUUUUUUUUUUACGUGUUAAAUCUUGUGAUUAUUAAAAUAAAGUACCAUUGUAAUUUAAAGUGA
This is a messenger RNA of Homo sapiens (human), 6495 nucleotides long. RefSeq names its product inositol polyphosphate-5-phosphatase F (gene INPP5F). Bases 2018 to 5128 code for a protein of 1036 amino acids. Gene Ontology annotation, molecular function: inositol monophosphate 4-phosphatase activity; phosphatidylinositol phosphate 4-phosphatase activity; phosphatase activity. The transcript is spliced from 20 exons. Gene Ontology annotation, biological process: clathrin-dependent endocytosis; positive regulation of receptor recycling; phosphatidylinositol dephosphorylation. The record is from RefSeq and is a predicted model, not a curated record. NCBI's taxonomy places the organism in Eukaryota, Metazoa, Chordata, Mammalia, Primates, Hominidae. Gene Ontology annotation, cellular component: neuronal cell body; axon; clathrin-coated endocytic vesicle.